Molecule: messenger RNA, 6055 nt
Organism: Drosophila yakuba
Lineage: Eukaryota; Metazoa; Arthropoda; Insecta; Diptera; Drosophilidae
Gene: ZAP3
Product: collagen alpha-1(I) chain
Exons: 11
Coding region: 180-6023 (1947 amino acids)
Biological process (GO): regulation of telomere maintenance
Cellular component (GO): nucleus
Source: RefSeq, a predicted model, not a curated record
AGUUCCAUCUCUAGUUUUCAAGCCAAAAAUGGCGAAGUUUUCAUUCUGAAUUCGUACUGACAGCAAUCGGAAUUAGUGAAAAGUGCUCGAUUUGAACGGAACGGAGCUAAAGCUAAUCCGUCGGAUUUAGUGAAAGCGCAGACGAGCGGUAACAGCCAAAUCAAUCCAGUGGUUACGGUAUGUGGGGCCAUUGGCAAACCGCCGCCGUAGCGGCUCCCACUGCCGCCCCUCCUCCGCAACCGUCGGUUCCGCCGCCUCUACCGAACGCCCCGCCCCCUCCGCCUCCCUCGGACGCGUCCGCCGGAGCACCCCCAUCCGCUCAGCCGGCUGCAACCGGAGCAACUGCACCAGCGACUGCUGCAGCCACAUCUGCUGCAUUCAACCCCUAUAGCAGCGGCCAGGCGACGGGGGCCGGCAACCCCUAUGAACAGUAUACGGCCGCCCAGUAUGCGGCCAUGACCCCCGAGCAGCAGUACGCCCUGCAGCACCACUGGCACCAGUGGCAGACGUACCAGGCGGAGUACGCAAAGUGGCAUGCCCAGUACGGCGAGCAGUACAAGCGUGAAAUGGCCGCAGCCGCGGCGGUGGCCACAACCACCGCCGUUCAAGGCGUACCCGCGCCCACGGUCGCAGCUCCUUCACCGGCUCCCGUUCCAGUGGUCAGUGCACCCGGUCCGCAGGCCUAUCCUGCCGCGCAGAACUAUUACCAAGGCGUCACCGCCUCACCGGCACCGCCAACGACACCCGUUGCCGGCGCGGGAGUGCCGCCAGUGCCCGGAAAGAUCACGGCCCAGCCGCAGAUGUACAACCAGCCGCCGCCGCCGCCACCACAAAAAAGCGGUUACAAUCAGCAUUCGAAUUCCAAUCAGAAUGACAACCAAGGCAUGUGGUCAGGGCCACCGCCCAUGCAUCAUCCGCCGCCGAAUAGAUAUAGUGGCGGUCAAAUGAACCAGAUGAACUACAACAAUGCCGGACCAGACAACAUGGGAUUUCCCAAUCUCCAGCAGCCGCCACCGUCUCUGCAGAGACCAAAUCCUCAGCAGCAGACGCAGUCGAACAACACGGACCAUGGCCAGUGGGGAAAUAACAAUCGCGGCAACAAUAAUCGUCCUCCCUGGGAUACCAGUGGUCCGCCGCCUGAUAUUUCCGGGCAACCAAAUCGCUGGGAUGGUCCGCCGCCGCCAAAUGAUGCCAACAAUCGCUGGAAUGCACCGUCAUUUAACAAUAACAACAAUGAUUGCAAUCGCCGUUGGGAUGGGACUUCUAAUCAAGCGCCGUCUGGCGGGGAUCAGCAACAGAAUCGUUGGAUGAGCGAACCACCGCCAAGCAUUCCGAAUCCCAAUCAGCAGAAUCAGAAUCACUGGUUGAGUGGACCACCACCGAGUAUUAGUGAUAGCAAAAGCAACCAGCCACAGAAUCCCCGCCAGAAUCGCUGGCAAGGCAUCAAUUCCGACAUCGACACACCGCCCAUGAGGACCAACAACCAGACAAACAACUUCCGCAAUAGCUGGGGAGAUGGAGGUGGCGAUGGCAACCAAAACCAAAACCAAAACAAGAAUCCAUUCAACAAGAACUCACAGUCUGAUUUUGGCCCAGAUCAGAACUCUGGCAAUAACAACAACUUUGGUCAGCGAACAGGAAACUAUGGCAACAGCUAUAAUAACCAAGAUCACAAUAGUGCGGGAGGAGGCAAUUUUGGCGGCGGAGGUGACGGCUUUGGAGACGGAAGCGGUGGCAACCAAGGCCAGGACAGCUUUGGUGGACGAGGAGGAGGACCCGGCAAUAAUAACAAUAAGAACAACUUUAAUAACAAUCGCCGCCAGAGCAAUCGUUGGGAUAACAAUCGCAACCAAGGAUUUUCCGAUGAGAGAGGCGGAGGCGGUGGCGAUUCUGGUCCAGGCGGCUAUAACCAAAAUCGUGGCAAUUUCAACCAGCGCAACAGCUUCAAUCAACAGAAUCAGUCAAAUCAGCAGAACCGCAACCAACAGCAAUCCUCCGAUCUGGACGAGGCCAGUUUCGAUCGCCUGUUCGACCAGUGGGAGCAGCAGUUCGAAGACUGGAAGCGCGCCAAUGCCAAUCAUCCGGAUCGCGACGAGUAUCGCCGCUACGAAGAGGAGUUCGAGAAGCAGCGACGUCGCAUCGCGGAGCGAAGAGAGCAGAUGCGCCGACGUCGCCAGCAGCAGAUGAGUGGCUCUGCUGGAUCGGGAUCAGGAUCAGGAGGCUCGACCACUGACAUGCCGAAGGAAGCAGCUGCCGGUGAUACCACGGUCGAGGAGCAGCAGCCCAAUGAGGAGCCAUUCGGUGGACAAGGCAAUUUCGCUGGACAGGGUCCUCGAACUGGACAUGGCUUUGGUGACCAGGGCGCCGGCUCGGGACCCAAUUUCGGACAGGGCAAUAGACAGUCCGGAAAACCGAGUCAUUUUGGCAAAGAGAAUCGCGCCUUCGAAAGCGCCGGUGUUCCGGCAUUCAGAGGCAACCGAGGACCGCCACCGGGAAUGCACAACCAGUACCAAACCGCCCAGCAGCCAGAGGAAUCCCAGGAAAGUCCAACUAAGUCGGCGACAUCAAAUGAUAAUUCACCUGAUGGAAAGACAGCAAUAACGCCAGCUCCUCCAGUAGCGCCACCGAUUGCAUCACUGCCUCUGCCCGAAGUCACACCAGCUCCAGCUGGACCAGUAGGGCCAGAUCCGCCAGAGGCUCCGUCCACGCAGCCUCCUUCGGUUACCUCCAAUCUCGGCAAGCGCCGGCAGUCCGCUGCUCCCACCCCAAUGCCCGCCAAGCAAGUCAAACCGGAGGAGCCCAUAUUCACCAUUUCCCUGGACGACGACGACGACGAGGAGGAGGAGGAGACACAGGCCGCACCAGACACGCCCAUGGGCAGCUUUUUUAAGAAAAACGAUGGCAUCCCCGGUCUGGAUUUGGUGGCCGAUGGCAAUGACAAGAAUAAUGCGUCCUCAGUCUUCGGGUUGGGGCUCAAGGACUCGGACGAAACAAAAGCCACUGAUGCCCCUGCAAAACCGGCAGAGAAGUCCGCAGUCGCCAAAAAGAGCAACGAAUCUCUAAGCAACGCCCUAAAGGAUCCGAAUUUCAUCAACAAUCUCUCCCAGGCGGUGGCCAAUGUGCAGGAGCGCGAGCAGCGCGAUCGCCAGGAGCAACAUGAGGAACAGGAAUCGGGAACGGAUGGACGUCCUCUCUCCUUCGCCGAGUGGCAGCGCAAGAAGAACAGCGGCAACGAAAGCAAGUCGCAGGAUUCGCGCGACUCGUUGAGUACCAGUAGCGGUGAGAGACCGGACAACAGCGGCCCACCUGGUGGUUUCGGUCCCGGACAUGGUCCAGGCGCAGUUCCGGGCAACAGAGCCGGUUCUCGUCCAAAUUCUGGACCUGGCUUUGGCCCUGGUCCGGGUCCAGGUCCAAACGAUGGAUCACGCUUUGAAGGCUUUGGACCGAAUCAAGUGCCUGGAAAUAACUUCAUCGACUUCGAUGGCAAUGGUCCACCUGGCUUUGGUCCACCGGGCAGAAACUUUGGACCCAACGGUCCAGGCUCACGUGGACCCAACUUUGGCCCCAACUUUGGCCCUGGCCCAGGCGGUCCGGGUGGCCCAUUCUUUGGACCAAAUGGACCGGGACCAGGUCCCCAUUUCGGACCAAACUUCAGACCCAAUGGCCCCAACUUUGGGCCAAACUUUGGGCCCAAUUUCGGGCCGGGUCCUGGUUCCCGCAACUACGGACCUCACGGACCUCGCGGACCCGAUGGUCCAUUCGGUCCAUUCGGUCCGCGGCGUGAUGACUUCGGCGGUCCGCCGUUUGGCGGUCCAGGACCCCACUUCGGACCCAACCAACCCGGUCCCCACAUGCGCGGUUUCAACGGUGGACCCAACAGUGAUAAUCCCUUCCGCCGGCAAGGCGGACCACCGGGUCCAGGUUUCGGCGACGAUGAUCUGGGCGCAGGACCACCAAGAGGACCCAGGAACUUCGGCAACCGCAACAGCUUUGGAAAUAAUGGCGGCGGCGGCGGCGGCGGCGGAGGGCCCAACCAUCGGAAGAACUGGAAUGACGGGCCGGAGCAGCAACAGCAGCAACAAUUCCCCGGCAACCGCAACCAAAAUGAACCCAUCUAUCGACCGAUGAAGGUAUUCGACUAUUCCAAUAACCCAACGGCCGCCAAGGUGAUCGAUUAUGGCCACAAGUCGGGUGAUGGCAAUCCCAUCGAUGGGCCUUCCGGCGGUCUAAGUGCCGCCGACAGAAUUCCAGAAUUUCGACCAGUGAAGACCUUCGAGUAUGGCCACUCCUCGUUCACGGGAUCGAAUCGCAAGGGAAUGCCAGGUGGAAUGGGAAUGGGCGAAAUGGAUGGAGAUCCCAAGCAAGCGAUGACAGGUGGCCCCAAUCGCGGAAUGGCAGCGGGACCAGGUGGAUUGGGAGGACCCGGUGGACCCGGUGGACCAGGAGGUCCGGGUAACAAGCGUAAGAAUAAGAAAAAAAACAAACAACAAAAGAAGGAGGAGCAAUUGAAGUUCAGUCAAAACCUACAGUUCCAAUCGAAUUCGGUUGAUGAACGUAGUUCCACAAAUCCUGAACAGGGUGACGAGCAGCGUAACCAGAAUGAAUUCCAAAACCAGAGCGAAUUUCCGGAUGAGGGCGAGGGUUUGCAGGAUAAUGAAGAACACAAUGAUCUCGAAGAUAUUUCCGAUGGUGAAGAUGCCCUGCAAACUAUUGAUUGCGAUGAUGACAACGAAGAGCUGCCACCGGCGCCAUCGAUGACCAGAUAUAAUGAGGGAAAUCAUAAUCAAAACCAGUAUAAUCUCUUCCCGGUUAAUCCGCUGGGUCACCAACAAGGAGAUGACGAUUUGGAUAAGUUGGCUCCACCGCCGCCGCCAACCAUGUCACUUUUCCCCUCGGCAGCCAAUGCCAAUGAGAAAAUUCCCGACCUAGUGACGGCUCCCAAUCUGGAGAUGUGCGUGCCGACCAAUGAGAAUCGCAAUACGAUCUCCGUGGACGAAGUGCUCUUGAAUCCUGGUCGCAUGACCCGUCCCAAGCGCAUCUGUAUCAUUUUGCGUGGCCCUCCUGGCUGCGGCAAAUCGCAUGUAGCCCGCCUUAUCAAGGAGAAGGAGCUGGAGAUGGGCGGUGCCAAUCCGCGCAUUCUCAGCAUUGAUGAUUACUUCAUCAUUGAGAACGACUACGAGGAGAAGUGCCCCAAAACGGGCAAGAAGAUACCCAAAAAAGAGAUAUUAUACGAAUAUGAUGACACCAUGGAGGAGACCUACAUGCAGUACCUAAUUAAGUCGUUCAAAAAGACACUUAGCGACAAUCUGUACGAUUUCAUAAUCGUGGAUUGCAACAACAAUUCCCUGCGCACUCUGAACGAAUUUUAUUGUCACGCCAAAGACUCGAAUUUUGUGCCGUACAUAGUGGACCUGCACUGCGAUCUAGAGACGUGCCUCGGUAGAAACUCUCACCAGCGCACCGAAAACGAGAUCCGUGUGGUGCUGGACAACUGGUGCAACACACCGCUGCAGUACAUCAAACUGGACGUGAGCUCGCUCCUUGAAAAUGUGGUCGAAAUGGAAGAUGUUGAGGACAUGGCUACGGACGAUAAUGCCUGCGCCGGCGAUGGGGCGACUGUGGGAACUUCAGCGGCAUACGAGGAUGCGGCUGUCGAGGAGACAGACGACAGCAAUAGCGCCGACGCCUCCAACGACUGCGGUUUCCUGAAAAGCAAAUGGGAACGCGACACCACCGAGGAUAAUCUAGCCCGCUUGGAUGGCACCAAGCGUCUGAUGCAGAACCGCAGGACCGCCAGCAUGGCCGACUAUCUCCAGCUGGAGGAUUGGGAACCACCCACAACCUCGGCCAAUGGCAAGAAGCGGGUGCGCUGGGCGGACAUCGAGGAGAAGCGCUCGCAGGAGAAGAUGCGAGCCAUUGGCUUUGUGGUGGGUCAGACCGACUGGAACCGCAUGAUGGAUCCCAAUGCGGGCAGUCGGGCACUGAAUAAAACCAAGUAUAUAGAGCGCAUCAAGCGUCGCUAGAAGUCAAUUACACGCACGCCACAAAUUACAAA